AGUCCAUCACACAGUAGAUUGCUGCUAAAAUUGAUUCAAUUCCUCACUUGAGUAAUUCCACACCUCUAGUGGACCCCUCAGUAUAUGGAUAUGGAGUACAAAAACGAUCCUUGGAUGAUGGAGUAGGUAACCAGUUAGGGGGGCCAUGGUACAUCAAAGGACCGUAAUAAGGGAAGAAUUCAAAGUGCCUGACGAAAUGGUUGGAUUUAUUAUCGGCAGGGGAGGUGAGCAGAUUUCACGGAUUCAAGCAGAAUCUGGUUGCAAAAUUCAGAUUGCUUCAGAGAGUUCUGGGAUUCCAGAGAGGCCCUGGGUACUUACUGGAACCACAGAAAUUAUUGAACACGCCAAACAACUCCUGGGGCAGAUUGCGGACCGCUGUCUAAAUGGACCUGGCUUUCAUCAUGACAUAGACAGCAACAGCACAAUCCAGGAGAUUCUCAUUCCCGCAUCUAAAGUGGGUCUUGUCAUCGGCAGAGGACGGGAAACAAUCAAGCAGUUGCAGGAGCCGAAAGGCGUGAAGAUGGUUAUGAUCCAGGACGGCCCAUUGCCCACGGGAGCAGACAAGGCUCUUCGUAUCACUGGAGACCCAUUUAAAGUACAACAAGCAAGAGAAAUGGUACUAGAGAUUUUCCGAGAAAAAGACCAAGCUGACUUUCGGGGUGUACACUCCCGGGGUGAUUUCAGCUCCCGAAUGGGAGGAGGCAGUAUUGAGGUAUCUGUGCCUAGAUUCGCUGUGGGGAUUGUAAUAGGAAGAAACGGGGAAAUGAUCAAAAAGAUCCAGAGUGAUGCUGGUGUGAGGAUUCAGUUUAAACCAGACGAUGGGAUUAGUCCAGAAAGAGCUGCGCAGGUCAUGGGCCCUCCGGAUCGGUGUCAGCAUGCAGUGCACAUCAUCAACGAGCUGAUUCUUACAGCCCAGGAAAGAGACGGCUUUGGAGGCCUGGCAGUAGCCAGAGGAAGAGGUCGUGGCCGUGGCGACUGCAGUGUGGGAGCCCCUGGUGGCGUCCAGGAGAUAACAUACAUGGUGCCAGCCCAUAAAUGUGGCCUUGUCAUAGGCAAAGGGGGUGAGAACAUCAAAAGCAUCAACCAGCAGUCAGGGGCGCAUGUGGAGCUCCAGAGGAACCCCCCUCCCAACUGGACCCUAACCUGCGGAGAUUCACCAUCAAGGGGAUUCCCCAGCAGAUCGAGGUGGCCAGGCAGCUCACAGAUGAGAAAGUUGGUGGGACCAGUCUUGGAGCACCUGGAGCCUUCGGACAGAGUCCCUUCAGCCAGCCACCUGCCCUACAUCAUCAAAACGCCUUUCCUCCAAGGAGCUCUGGGUGCUUCCCCCACAGCACCCCCGCGAGUGGUCCUCCGGCCUUUCUGACCCAGGGCUGAGGCAGCACCUACCAGGCGUGGUAGCAGCCCACAUGGCAGGUCCCAAGCCAGCAGAGCCAGCCGCAGAGCAACCAGCCCAGCUAUAGUAAGGCCUGGGAAGACUAUUACAAAAAAUAGAGUCACGUUGCCAGCAGGGCUCCUCAGGCCAGCUCCCCGCCGGACUACCCAAUGGCCUGGGCGGAACAUUACAGACAGCAGGUCGCUUUCUACGGCCAGACAUUAGGGCAGGCACAGGCCCACAGCCAGGAGUAGCAGGACAGCGUCCUUGCGGCCGCCUCCCCCUCUAAUUAUGGUGAAAGAAAACCUGUUUGUAACAGGUUUUUAGAUGUGCAGACCUUUUGAUGAAGAACCUUUGUUUUGUUCUGUGAAACACUGUAUUUAGAUUAACGGAACUUUUCUAAAAAUCGGGAAAAUUAGUUACUAAAAUUUGCUGAUCAUUUUUGUUUCCUUAUUUUUGUUUGUGAUUUCAAGCCUGUAAGCUCUGGGGCUCUCUUUGGAGCCAUAGCUGCCAGUUCAGGCACCAGACCGCGCCUCAGAGCUGUGACAUUUCAACACGAAGCUUUUGCUUGGGUUUUGUUUUUGUUUCCUGUCCUUUUAAUUUGCAGCUUUUUUCUGUUGCAGCAGAAAGUGGCUUGGAAGUCUUAGGUGAUACAAAGUGGAAACAACCCCAGUGUCCAUUAACAGAUGAAUGGAUAAACAGAAGGUGGUAUAUCCAUACAAUGGAGUAUUAUUCAGCCAUGAAAAGAAAUGAAGAUACAUGCUACGACAUGGAUGAACCUCAGA
Messenger RNA from Callithrix jacchus (white-tufted-ear marmoset), 2157 nucleotides. The record is from RefSeq and is a predicted model, not a curated record. NCBI's taxonomy places the organism in Eukaryota, Metazoa, Chordata, Mammalia, Primates, Cebidae.